AUGGACUCUUACAAGAUGUCUAAAGAAGGGGAAGGGCUACUCAAAGUGAAUCAAAUAAAUGGGGGCAUAGUUCUUCCUAUGGUCAUUAAAACCGCUAUCGAACUCGAUAUCUUUGAGACCAUGGCGAAGACUCCUGGGGGCCGCUUCUCUUGUUUUGAUCUCGCUUCUAGCCUCUCUAGACAAACCCACAAAACCCCGGUGUUAAUUGAACGGAUUCUUCGGUUUCUUGUUGGCCACUCGAUUCUUACAUCAACCGUGGUAAAGGAUGAACAUGGAGAUUCUAAGAACUUGUAUGGCAUGACAACGGUGUCGAAUUAUUAUGAUCAAAAACAAGAUGGAACAUCUCAUACUUCAACACUUCUCCAUAUCAACGAUAAAGUACUCGUUGAUUGUUGGUAUCAUCUCAAAGAUGUUGUUCUUGAGGGAGGGGUCCCAUUUGACAAGGCACAUGGGAUGAAUGCAUUUGAAUAUUCAACAAAAGACAAUAGAUAUAAUGAGAUAUUCAACAAGUGCAUGUAUGACAACACAACAAUUGUAAUGAAGAUGAUUCUUGAAAAGUACAAGGGAUUUGAAGGAGUCAAAGAAUUGACAGAUGUUGAUGGGGGUUUAGGUGCUAACCUUGGGCUUAUUGUUUCUAAGUACCCUAACAUUAAGGGGAUCAAUUUUGACCUACCCCAUGUCAUUAAGUAUGCACCUCCUUGCCCAGGUGUGGAGCAUGUCGGAGGAGAUAUGUUCCAAAAUGUUCCUAAAGGAGUUGUUAUUUUUACGAAGUGGAUACUUCAUGACUGGGGUGACAAUUAUUGCAUCAAGCUUCUAAAGAACUGUUGGGCGGCAUUACCGGAGCAUGGUAAGGUGGUGGUGGUAGAAGUGAUCAUUCCCGACCCUGAGAGUGAUAUUAGUUGUGGUGAUGAAGUUUCUAAAACUGCCAUCGGCAAUGAUAUGGUAAUGUUGAUUGCUAACCCAGGUGGCAAAGAGCGAACCGCAAAAGAAUACAACGUCUUGGCCAAAGAGGCCGGAUUCGCUUCUAUGAAAAUGGUUUGCGAGGUCUCUACUUUUUGGAUCAUGGAAUUCUACAAGAAUAUUUAA
Helianthus annuus (common sunflower) is the source of this 1086-nucleotide messenger RNA. RefSeq names its product caffeic acid 3-O-methyltransferase. Gene Ontology annotation, molecular function: protein dimerization activity; S-adenosylmethionine-dependent methyltransferase activity; O-methyltransferase activity. Gene Ontology annotation, biological process: methylation. Bases 1 to 1086 code for a protein of 361 amino acids. The transcript has 5 exons. Lineage: Eukaryota; Viridiplantae; Streptophyta; Magnoliopsida; Asterales; Asteraceae. The record is from RefSeq and is a predicted model, not a curated record.